UCCCCCGUUCCCCGGUACACGCUUUAAAUACACAAAUUCGUAUCAAUAUGGCGGAUAAACGGAGCGUAAGCGCAGAUGUUACUACAGGUAUGAUUGUAAAUUAUGAAUAAUUCAUGUUUUCAAUGUUUUUUUAGAAUAUUUUUAGAACAUAAUUUGCAUAAGGUGUAUGUUAGAAAUAUUUAGUAAGUUUAGUAUCGGCAUAAACGGCAAUAAAACAUGAAAAAAUGUUUCCUUCUUUGAUUUUUAUAUUGAAAAUUUCUACACGAUGCCGUCGAUGCGGAUAGAUUUGGCCGGCCCGGUUCUACUAUGGUUGUGUCUCCGUAUUCUCUCGAUGCUGUUAAAUGCGCUAGCUUGAACUUACUCAUACAUGCGGUAACUGAUUGUAUGCAGUUAGUAGGCACUAACUUAAGAUUAAUAAAAUGCUGCUUCAAACAACCAAAGAAUUUUUUAUUCUGUGUCAAAGGCUACAAUAAGGUCAAUAAGGUAUCAAGUUUUCUUUCACUUGUGUGGGCUGCAGCAGUGUGUAAAAUAAGAAUCCUUCCAUUUUCAUUAAAAAUAUGCUGGAAAAAGAACCAUGCUUUACUGGGAGGAAAUUUGCCAAACACCUAUAUUUUUUUCAAGAAAACCCCCCAAUUUUUUUAUUUGUAAAAGAAAAUAUAAAUGAUUUGUAUUGUAUUUGAAGUUGAAAAAAUGAGUUGAAGCUAGAAAUGAGUUGACUUUUUCAAUUUUGUUACAAAUUCAUCAAUCAGACCAACUAAAAUUACAAUUAGGUGAUGUUCUAAUAUGUUGAUUGGUUGACAUACAUGAUUGUGCAAGCAGAAACCCAGUCAAUGAGAUAAGAUUUAAAUGUAAACAUAGAAGGAUUUUGAAACCAACACAUGCUCUGGCUUUUAGAUCAGAAUUAAGACUGUUCUGUAAGAUUAGUGUAUUCAAGCGUAAAAUGGUCUGCCACUCUGCCUGAAUAGUAUGGAUGAUGCACAAUUAUGAAUCAGAAAAUUUCAAAGUGAAAAUUAAAAGUAGAAGAUCUUUAGAAAUUAACUUAUUGUUUAAUUUAAAUGCCUGAACAAUUUGCUAAGCCAUGGGAUGUGCAAAUAUGCAUAUUUGAUGUGCAAAUAUGGGAUGUGCAAAUAUGCAUAUUUGAAUAAAUCAAAUCUUGUAUGUUUAAUAUGUUUUAUUUCAUGGAACAUUUUAAAAAAAAUAAAUUAAUUAAUUUCGCACCUUGUUAAAGAUUGUGCUUUUCACUGGUGGAUUCCAAUGAAGAAAACUUUGACUUUCUUCAAAAGCAUUUUGUACCACAGCUGUACUUUGAGUCUGGAUAUAAGUCUGGACAAUGAAACUCUUUGUUGAACUAUUUUUAUACAAGUUAUGUUAAAUUCACAGAAGUAGAAAGGCUUUGUGCUUUGUACUAUUACUAUAUAAACUAUAUAUAUAAAUACUAUUUCUUACACUGAUUUCAUAAUGCUUGUUUUUAAACAGGAGGAUUGAUGCCACUGGAAUGAAUGGUUGAAAAUGUUAUUUGUUAAACCAUAUUAUAAUUUCAUUUGUUUAAUAUCUAGAUUUGACGACCAGUGAAGUCAAUCCAGAAGGAAAUAGAUCAAAGGUUGAAGUCAAUUGUUCUGAGAGUGACAUGCAAUGUCUAAGUGGGUUAGAUUAAUAAAUUACUGUUUCUUAAUAUAGCGCAAAAUUAGUAAUGUGGAAAAGGAAAGGCAAAGAUUGGAGAAGGUUAAAAAAAAGGGAAAGACAAAUGUGUCCGUGCAGAAAGAUUUACUUAAAACACGGAUAUUCUGUGGGAGCAGCAUAGUUACGACGUGGUCGUUCUCUUUCACUCGUGCAAGCCAGGGCCAAAACAGCGUCACAUCUUUGACUUUUAUUCAACACCUGGCUGUGGCAGAGCGUUCAUGGGCGGCGGGGUCAAAGAAAGGAGCUCAUCUUCAUAUGGUGCUAUUGUAAUGAAAGCCUUUGAAAAGUUUUGCCGUGAAAAUUCAUCGAUGUUCAGGGAAGCUGGCGUAAAAGAUGCAAGCCAACAAGAAACGCCGACUACCUCUAGCAAUCCUGUUGUCGUGAAAGAUGGUGAAUUUUCACCGGGGGAACUGCCUGUACAUUCUAACGCUUUAGCUUCGACUUCUUUCUCAACGCCACCACAGCAUAGCAGUGACCAAGAGAAUGUGCCCACACAUACGCAGCAACAAACAGAUCUCCCUUACCUUGCCCCUGAAGAAACCUCUAUGUCCACACGACCAAUUCCUAGUCGUCCGGAAGGGAAUGUCCCAAUCCCAGCCCAGCAACCAGAACGUUUUGUGUCCACACCUACAAUUCCUAGUCGUUUAGACGGAAAUGUCCCAACGCCUGCCCAACGACAAGAAAGUGCUCUACCUUCCAGACCAAGACAAGGGCGUUUAGAGGGGACCGCUCAUAGACGUGCAAACGAUCCUGGUAGCGUUAAAUUUAUUGAAAGAUCUGUUGAUUUUUCCGACAACCGUCCAUCGCUACCAACUCCGAUAGCACAAUUGGGAUCAAGUUCGCCAGAUAGAUCUCUUGUGUCCCUCGUAAAUCAUUCUGGUUCAAUGAAUCCUUCAACGGCCAAACCUUGCGAUGUAACCUGUUACAAAGUAGGUGGUGAGAACACAAAUUGUUGGGUUUUUCCAGCAAACAUAAGCCAAGCCACCCUUGACGGUCGAAAUGGCAGUAACGCCUGCACUGUCAUUACGAUGAUCUUGGGAAGUGUUAUAUUGCAUUUGGAUCUUCCAUAUCCGCGUGCUGGCCCAUUAAGUCCAUUGUGGUGUUCUCUGGUAGAAAAAGGUAUUCGUCUUGGGAACAAAAUUCACGACGAAAACGAGCAAGGAAGACGAAAUUUGACCCCACUUGAAGCCGUUUACGCACUACGUUCAGUAAAGAACAUCCAUGUUGACGAACCGUUAGCAGUUCGCUUACGUGAUCCACAUGAGCCUUCUCAACUCGCCUACCAAAUUCAACGAAUGCUCGUUAAGAAAAAGUCAGCCGCAGCAUUUGUUCAGGGCGACAGAUCAUUUCUUUUAAUGACAGAGGAAAGCGGACACGUUUUAGCUAUCGACACCCACACCCAUAUGGAUGGAAGUCGAGGAGCAGUGAUUGUCACUUCGAAUGCGUUGACAGAUAUAGCCAGCUUUAUCCUUGCCAUUGAGGCGACAUUUUCACUUGAAGAGGACUCGUUUGGAAACUUCGUCAAAUUUUAUUAAAUAAAAGUCAUUUGUUAGUUAAUUUGUUUCUAGCUUAUUUUAGCAGUGGUACUCAAAUAUUAAUGCGUUCG
Dendronephthya gigantea is the source of this 3286-nucleotide messenger RNA. RefSeq lists its product as uncharacterized. NCBI's taxonomy places the organism in Eukaryota, Metazoa, Cnidaria, Anthozoa, Malacalcyonacea, Nephtheidae. Bases 1899 to 3215 code for a protein of 438 amino acids. The transcript is spliced from 4 exons. The record is from RefSeq and is a predicted model, not a curated record.